This is a messenger RNA of Rana temporaria (common frog), 2875 nucleotides long. RefSeq names its product integrin subunit beta 7 (gene ITGB7). Gene Ontology annotation, cellular component: focal adhesion; integrin complex; cell surface. Lineage: Eukaryota; Metazoa; Chordata; Amphibia; Anura; Ranidae. Gene Ontology annotation, molecular function: integrin binding. The record is from RefSeq and is a predicted model, not a curated record. The coding region runs from base 136 to 2466 and encodes 776 amino acids. Gene Ontology annotation, biological process: cell adhesion mediated by integrin; integrin-mediated signaling pathway; cell-matrix adhesion. The transcript has 16 exons.
UGCGAGGCGGAGGUUUGAGGUCAUAGUCUCUGGGUGGAGACAAAACCACGUCAUGCAACAUCUGACAGACAGUGCUUCUCACAUGAAGAUUUCACUUCUUCAUUUGUCACAGAGGACACUCUGCCUGAAACUAACAUGAAGUUUGUGGCUUUAAUUUAUGGUGGUUUGUUGCUGAUCCUUGGGACAUCUGGAAUGCAGGAGACAGAAACUCAAGCAGAUGGCUGUGUACACACAUUAUCCUGCUCGGAAUGUAUCAGAUCUCAUCCCAGGUGUCUGUGGUGCUCUGCUAAGAACUUCACAAAAGGAGGUGGGUCCGAAAGUUCUCGAUGUGCCACCCGUCUGGAGCUGCUCCAACGUGGAUGUGAUGAAGGACAUAUUAUAGAUCCCAAAACACUUAUCAAAAUUGUGAAGGACACACCCUUGAGUGACAAUGCUGAUCAAGGAAUGAUCACACAACUUGCACCCCAGAAAGUACAUCUGGAACUCCGUCCAGGAAAGAAGGAGAAGUUUCAAGUGCGUUUCAAGCGUGCAGAGGGUUACCCCAUAGACCUCUACUACCUCAUGGACUUGUCGUAUUCAAUGAAGGAUGAUCUGGAGAAUGUAAAGAAGCUGGGAAGUGACAUUCAGCAGGUGUUAUACAAUUUUACCAAGUCCGUGCGCAUAGGCUUUGGCUCAUUUGUGGAUAAGACAGUGUUACCAUAUGUGAACACAGUACAAUCCCAGCUGAGGAACCCAUGCCCAACACGGACUGAACACUGCCAACCACCCUUCAGCUAUCGUAAUGUUCUACCCUUAACUUCAAACCUCACUUUGUUUCAAGAGCGUGUCAGUGCAGAAAACAUUUCUGGAAACCUGGACUCACCUGAAGGAGGGCUCGAUGCAAUGUUUCAGGCUGCUGUAUGCACAGACCACGUUGGUUGGAGGAAUGUUACACGUCUCUUAGUAUAUGCCUCAGAUGAUGUCUUUCAUAUGGCUGGAGAUGGGAAAUUAGCUGGCAUAUACAUGCCAACAGAUGGCCACUGCCACCUAAAUGAAAAUGGGGAAUAUUACCAAAGCAAUAUGUAUGAUUAUCCAUCUGUGGGACAUCUUUCCCAGAUACUCUCAGCUGCCAACAUUCAGCCUAUAUUUGCAGUUACCAGCACUGUCCUCUCCACCUAUCAGGAGCUGAGUGAUUUGAUCCCUAAAUCUGCAGUUGGAGAACUGACCGAGGAUUCCAGUAAUGUGGUUAAUUUAAUAUCUCAAGCAUAUAACAGUUUAUCCUCCACAGUAAACCUAGAACAUGUAAAUUUACCAAAAGGAAUUCACAUCUCUUAUGAUUCUCACUGCCCUACCCUUGUUAGUGAGGGACAACCAAGAGGGCAGUGCUCUGGCGUCAAAAUUAACCAAAUGGUAGAUUUUGAUGUGACAUUAUGGAUAGAUGAGAAGAUCUGCCAGGACGGAAGACAGAGCUUCCAUCUAAGGGUGCUUGGAUUCAGCGAGGAACUGAGUGUGGACAUUGAGCCAGUAUGUGACUGUAACUGUAAUGACGAAGAGAUUUUAUCCAGCCACUGCAGUCAAGGACUUGGUAACUACAGCUGUGGAGUUUGCAGCUGCAUUGAAGGGUAUAGAGGAAAGCAUUGCGAAUGUCCAAAAAACAAGUAUGAUUCAGAGGAAGACUGCAUUAUGCCCGGCUCAUUGCUGCCUUGUAAUGGGCAUGGAAGGUGUGAAUGCGGACUCUGCACAUGUGAUAAACAUUUCCGGGGAACGUUUUGCGAGUGUGAUGAUACCAGCUGUGAAAGACAUGACGGCCAGCUUUGUGGAGGUCUUUCCAGAGGGGUCUGCAACUGUGGAAACUGCACAUGCAACUCAAAUUAUACGGGCAAUGCUUGUGAAUGCAGUUUGGAGACCAAAGAAUGUGAGACACCAGGUGGAAAGAUAUGCAGUGGUCAUGGAACCUGUAUAUGUAACAAAUGUGUCUGUGAAAGUGGAUACCAAUCAAGCGACAAGUGUAGUGAAUGCUUUCAGUGUAAGACCCCAUGUCAGAUAUACAGAGACUGCGCAGAAUGCAAGGCAUUCAAUUCAGGACCAAUGAUAGAUAACUGCACCGUCUCCUGCUCUCAUGUUGUCAUCACCUUUGAAGAAGACUCAGCGUCUGGAAGGAAGGAAACCAAGGACUGGUGUUCAGAGAAAGACAUCACAUUUGCUGUGACCCAUACCGAUGAGGCCGGACGCAUACAUAUUCUUGUGAAGAAAAGAGAAGAGAUUAAAGAUCAGACAAAAAGUCUAAUACUGGGAUUGGUUUUGGGAAUUGCGUUCUUUGGCCUCCUCCUAAUUGUUUUGUAUCGAAUCAUCGUGGAGAUGUAUGACCGGCAGGAAUACAACCGGUUCCUGAAAGCACGGAGUUCUGAGCAAUGGAAUGAGGCACAAAACCCACUCUACCAAAGUGCAACUACCACUGUGAUGAACCCAAAUUUUCACCAGGAUUAAUAUGGAUUACAUAUGGAGCCAGUUGAUCAAUCCAGUAAACGAUACAGAUUGAUUGUUCAUAUGACCCAAUGAUGUACAUAUUUAAGAAAGCAAAAUACAUAGUUUUUACCUAUAAACCUAAAAGUACCCAAAAUACUUUAGGAGCAAAACCAAGUAUCUGGUAUGUAUGCGACUAUUAUCAAAGGACUUCAGUAUUUUCAUUUAGGGAAGACAGGUAUUUUAUAUCUGUGUGUUAAUCUAUCUCCUCUACUUUAAGGUUAUUUUUUAUGUGAAAGGACCUCGCCUUAUGUCCUUUAUCCCAAGGCCCACUGCACCCUUAUAGUUUAGCCCUGGAGCAUGAGACUCUGGCAUUUGGAUGUGGGCAAAGGGUACCAUCCACUGCGGGAGCCUGUAAAACUCUAGGUUUACC